CGGCCAGUACAGCUACUGGAAAAGUCUGUUAACGUGUCUGGGGAUGGAGCAGAAAUCCUCCAGGAACAUCUCAAUGAAGCUGUCCUGGAGCUGCAAAUGUUUCAAUGCUGUGACUAGCAUCUCCGUCUCAGAGGCUAGUGCAGAAAGAAGGCAAAAAAAAUGCACUCACGACGAAAUGUUCUCUGAGCUCACGCAGUCCACCCAAACUGAAAGAGCCCAGCAGAAUGUGUGGAGGCAGACAAUGGCAGAGUCCAAGAAAGCACAAAAUGAGCGCGAGGACAGGAGGGAUGUGCGAGAGGACAAGUGGUGGGAGCAACAGGAGUGGUGGCGGGAUCAAGAGGAAAGGUUCUGGUUCUGCAUUUAG
Caretta caretta (loggerhead turtle) is the source of this 364-nucleotide messenger RNA. The record is from RefSeq and is a predicted model, not a curated record. NCBI's taxonomy places the organism in Eukaryota, Metazoa, Chordata, Testudines, Cheloniidae.